Molecule: messenger RNA, 1523 nt
Organism: Cuscuta europaea
Lineage: Eukaryota; Viridiplantae; Streptophyta; Magnoliopsida; Solanales; Convolvulaceae
Source: the annotation of a GenBank genome assembly
CACAAAAAAACUUGUGUUUUUUAUUUCAUUUUAGAUUUGGUUAACACGCCCCAAUAAUCUUUUGUUCGUCGACAGACAGAAUGCGGACGAAUUGUGCCAUGCCGGAGGAAAACGUGUCUGCGUCGGAAUCGGCGCCGGGAUCACCGGAUGAAAAGAUCAAAUUGUUAUGUAGCCACGGAGGGAGGAUUCUCCCACGCCCGUCGGACGGCCAACUCAAGUACGUCGGCGGUGAGACAAGAGUUAUCUCCAUCGCUCGAGGCAUCAAGCUUGACGAACUGAUGAAGAAGCUGAGAUACCAACAAAUAGAGGGGGAGGACAUGGUUCUCAAGUAUCAGAUUGUCCCAGAGGAUCUAGACGCCUUAGUGUCUGUAAAAACCGACGAAGAUGUGGGGUACAUGAUAGAGGAGUGUGAACGGCAUAGGACCGUUGGGGGAUCCACAAGACUCCGAGCCUUCCUUUUCCCAUCAAAGCCAGUUGUGGUGCUAGAACAAUCCCCCUUCAGAAUCAUCUCACAGGAGGCAGCCAUAGAACAACUCUACAUUGAUGCCAUCAACGGCAUAAUCCACCGCAACAAUAUGGUGGAGGGGUCAAAGUCAUCCGAGGAGUCAGGAAAACCCAAUCUUGCCUUGAAUAGUCCACAGGUUUUCAGCAUUUCCUCUGCUUGUACCUCCCCGAAAUCACCUGAUGAUGAUAUUGUCAGCAGCAGUCAUAGUAAUAAUAUGAUGCUAAAUAUGGGCGGUUUCUUGAAUGGCGGUGGGGGUGGUAUGCAUAAAGUUCAGAGCAUGCCUAGUUUUGGUAGCAGCAACUUGAGUGGUGGUGGUCAUCAUCAUCACCAGCAAAGUGGUCAUUAUACGCCUCCGUUAAACGAGUCUCCGCGAUCUCCUCAUUACCAACAACGCAGCAUCAUGCACCACAAUAAUCAUUUUCAUGGAUAUCAGUUUGGCAGGCCAAUGGUGGAUCCUUACAGAGGGCCAAAGCCCAACAUGAUGGGCUCAGUUAGGUCACCCGGCAGUCCUCAACACAGAAACCACUACUGCUACCCAACGAGGCAGAGGCAAGGAGGCAGGAUGAUAGGGUUGAGUUGUAACAAAUGCAUUAUGAUGCCUGAUGAUUGUUAUUAUGAGAGAAGAGCAGUCAGAAGUGCGUCCCCAAGUCCUAUGCCCCUCAGUCCCCGAUAUGGCGGCGGUCAUACAAUGGCAUAAGCAGACUGAGACUACUUUCAACUACCACAUGGGGGUUGGUUCACGCCUAUACCCCACUCUCUUAAUCGGCUCUUCCCAUAUCAACCUCAUCUUUGAUGCAUCAUCAUUAUGAGGAUAUCUGGAGUUGAUAUCAAUUGUAAUAUUCUUCAUCUUGUCUCAGUAGGUGUGGUUGUAUAAGUAGCCUUAGGAAGUAAGUGUAACUUGUUGACAUUGUAUAAAUAGAACAGCAGGCAGUUACACAUCAAUAUAUAUUUUUGUUUAAUAGUGUUUGUUACUUUUUUGUUCUUCAAAUCUAGGCAUAUAAAAUAUUUUGUUGUACUA